GAGUAGCAUCAGUCUUAAUCGGAGCAGGAAAUGGAAGGUGAUACAUUUUCCAGCAUGAGUGAUGGGACACAAGUAGAUGCCAAGGUCUUGCAGACAUUUCAAAAAAGCUUACUGCAAGUCCAAGACAUAUUGGACCAAAACAGGGUGCUCAUCAACGAGAUCAAUCGGAACCAUGAGUCAAGAAUCCCAGAUAACUUGAGCAGGAACGUGGGCUUGAUUAGGGAGCUGAAUAACAACGUCCGCAGAGUAGUCGAUCUGUAUACUGAUCUCUCUACCUCAGUGAUGAGAUCGGUGGAAAGUACCUCGGAGGGAGAGUCCAGGUCGAAUGGAAAAUCCAACCCGAAGAGAAUCAGAUCAGGGUAAAACUUGAUCCAAGUCGAGUUUAUACAAGAACCAUCUACUCUUUCAUAACAGGAAUAAGAAAAUCUGAAAAUAGAGGGAAUAGGGGUUCGGUUUAUGAAGGUGUCGAGCAUAGUUUCUAUUACCAUAGCAGCCACAGUUUAGGUCUUAACUUUAUUAAUACUUCUCAUCAUUUAUACUUGAAUAAGAUUUUGAUAGUAAUGCUGUUGUGAUUCACAUGAAUUCGAACUAAAGUUGCGGCAUCUUAAAUGGAUCUGUAUUGAAGCCUUGGCUAUGACCUGUUUCCCGCAGAAAUUUUCUGAUGAAUAUCAGAUGUUGAGUCAGUUGAUCUGCA
Molecule: messenger RNA, 694 nt
Organism: Punica granatum (pomegranate)
Lineage: Eukaryota; Viridiplantae; Streptophyta; Magnoliopsida; Myrtales; Lythraceae
Source: RefSeq, a predicted model, not a curated record